This is a messenger RNA of Mastomys coucha (southern multimammate mouse), 1018 nucleotides long. Its product is annotated as isopentenyl-diphosphate delta-isomerase 2-like. Lineage: Eukaryota; Metazoa; Chordata; Mammalia; Rodentia; Muridae. Gene Ontology annotation, biological process: isopentenyl diphosphate biosynthetic process. Gene Ontology annotation, cellular component: cytoplasm. Bases 59 to 457 code for a protein of 132 amino acids. The record is from RefSeq and is a predicted model, not a curated record. Gene Ontology annotation, molecular function: isopentenyl-diphosphate delta-isomerase activity. The transcript is spliced from 3 exons.
UUUGCUAGGGCACUUUACUGACUCCUGUUCUAGUCAUCCACUGAGUAAUCCUGAAGAAAUGGAAGAAAAAGAUGCCUUGGGAGUCAAGAGGGCAGCCCUGAGACGUCUGCAGGCUGAGCUGGGCAUCCCGCAGGACCAGGUUUCUCUAGAGGACAUCCUGUUUAUGACAAGAUAUCACUAUAAGGCAAAAUCUGAUGCAGUCUGGGGAGAACACGAAGUUUGUUACCUUCUGCUUGUCAUGAAAGACGUCAAGAUCAGUGCAGAUCCGAGUGAAGUCAGUAGCUUCAGCUACCUGACUCGAGAGGAAGUGGAAGCGCUCCUAGAAAGGGGGGCCCAGGGUGAAGUCCAAGUCACCCCCUGGCUGAGAAUCAUUGUGGAGAGGUUCCUGUAUGCAUGGUGGCCUUGCUUAGAUGAAGUGACACAGUUUGUAGAGCUUGACAAGAUACACAGAGUGUAAGGAGCAUGAAGUCAGACACUGGCUGUGAGGAUGCCCCAGUCUAGGGCUGAGCUCAGAGUUGACCCACGGCUCAGAUGCUACUGUGCACCUGGACCAAACCAGGGAAGGUCUCUCACUUUCCAGAACUCUAUGAAUCAUAAUCAUUAUCAUUAACUCUCAAUCUUUUUUCUUUUCUUUUUUGACAUAGGGCCGUGUAUCCAAGACCAGUCUCAAACUUAUUGUGUAGCCUAGGAUGAUUUUGUAUUUCUGAUCCUCCUGCCUCCACUUCCCUUGGCCCUUGACUGCAAGGCAUACACCACUCUGCCUGCUUGGUGCUGGACAGAGAACCCACAGCUUCACGCGUACCACACAAACACGCUGCCAACAGCUAUAUCCCAUUCCGUGUUUUCUUGCCUUUUUUUUUUUUUUAGUUGCUUCAUUUCUUUAUUUUCAACUGCCUCAGUGCAGGGAAGAAAUGUAUUGUUUUCCCUAAAUAAGAAAGGGGGUGGGGAACUAGAGAGAUGGCUCACCAGUUAAGAGCACUGAUUGCUUUUCCAGAGGUCCUGAGUUCAAUUUCCAGCA